Bombyx mandarina (wild silkworm) is the source of this 1116-nucleotide messenger RNA. RefSeq lists its product as uncharacterized. Lineage: Eukaryota; Metazoa; Arthropoda; Insecta; Lepidoptera; Bombycidae. The record is from RefSeq and is a predicted model, not a curated record.
AUGAUAUUGAACUUAGAACCUAAGUUUGGUAUAGAAAUAAAAGAAAAGUGGAAGGUGAUACCAACUGUGAUUAAGGAUUUAGAAUUUGGAAUUGAAGCUGUACAGUUGAAUGAUUGUAACAAUGAAGAAAAAGAUAUUGUUAAGAAUAAUUUGAGAUCUAAAGCGAUUAAUGUAAUUUCUAACUAUUACAAUAAGAAUGAUAGACUAAAUCAUAAAGUAUUAAUCAAAAAUUUAUAUAUUACUCGAAAAUUUCUAAAAGAGAGACCUGACUUAAUAGUUGCAAGAGCGGAUAAAGGGAACACAACAGUGAUAAUGUUAAAAACUGAGUAUGAAACUGAAAUGAGAAAGAUGUUGAAUGACAAGGUGACAUAUAAAUUAUUGAAAAAGGAUCCUACAAAUAAAUGGCAAAAAGUUGCAAACAGUUUAGUGAACAAGUUAGUAGUAGCAAAAAUUGUUGAGGAACAACAAGGUAAACAUCUGAAAGCAAAGUAUACUGUUGCACCUAGGAUUUAUGGUUUGAGCAAAACACACAAGGAGACUUGUUGUUUGCGUCCAGUGGUCAGUUGUGUUAAUUCCCCGAGUUACAACCUGGCACGGUUCCUACAUGAAAUACUGACUCCAGUGAUUGAGAAGUUUCAAUAUAAUGUAAAGAAUUCAUUUGACUUCGUGACAUUUAGUGAAAAGGUUAGCUUACCGAAGAAUUAUGUACUGAUUUCAUUGGAUGUAGUGUCAUUGUUCACGAAUGUACGUCGUGACUUGAUUCUUAAAGUAAUUGAGGAAACUUGGGAUAACAUGAAGCAUCUAGUAAAAAUUCCUAAGAGUGUGUUAGUUGACCUCAUUACGUUUUGUUAUGAUUCAAGUUACUUUGUAUAUCAAGGAGAGUUCUAUGCACAGAUGGAGGGCAGCAGUAUGGGAAACCCUGCAAGUCCAGUUAUAGCUAACAUCGUUAUGAACUAUGUCAUCGAUCAGAUAUUGAAGAUUCUACCGUUUGAAAUUCACUUCUUAAAGUUGUACGUGGAUGAUACCAUCGCAGCCAUACCGGAGUCAGAAUUAAAAGAUCCAGUAAAUAAACAACAACAAACUGGAAUAGUGUAUAAAAUACCUUUUUGGGGAUAA